UGUCUAGAACAGAAGAAGAAAAGUGACUUAUGGUUUCAGUUUAUUUUUAUUAUUAGUGUUAUCUUACUUAAUUUCGGUACUCGUACUAAUACGCAUUUCAUUCCGGCUAAUCGAAUUUGUAAUGCACGUGGUAAAAAUAAGAUGUGGCUCCAUUAAUAUCUAAUUCUUGAUAAACUCUUGGUAACAUGAGUAGACUAAUUUUUCCAAUACCAUCUGUGAAACGGUAUUUUCUCCAUUUAUUCUGAAUAUCAUCAAUUUUUUGUAAUUCAUCCUCUUUUGCAGUUGUAAUUGCUCGUAGAGAAUCGGUGAAACAUAGAGUCAUUCGAGUACAUAUGUUGAUACAGAAUAUUCAUGACUAAAAUCACCCAUCUAUGCUCGAAUUUUGUCAGCAUCAAAACCUUAACGAGGAGACUAAAAUAACAUAAGUUGAAUAGUCCAGUGUCAAACACACUAGCAAGUUUCAGUUAUUGGAAUCGAAAGCGAAUAAUCUUAACACGUUCAUCUCUCUUUAAGGUGAUUGCGUACCUCUAUACGGGGCAUAAAACCAAAAUGAUCGAUCGGCCUGAUCACGUAAGGGUUUCCUUUUAUGUCACAGUCGACAUACAAAAUCUGACAAAAAUAAAACCGCCAACUUUUAGAGCUUGCUCGACUACCUAUUGAACGCCUAGCUAUUGAUCAUCUAGAUUUUUACACAAAAAUCAAUGUAAGGUUUAUUCAAGCUUUCGAUAAGAGACAUCCAUUUUUGACAUUCCAUCAUCAUCAAAUACUUUAUCACCUUCUGUUCAAUCUCCACGACAUGCAUUAAUACGCAGACAAGCCACAGACAACUAUUUAACUACAGCAAAUAAAAAACGUAAAUUAUAUGACAAACAUUUAAUUUAAAAUUUAGCUGAAACACUCAAUGUAGGCGAUUGUGUUGGUAUCAAUAUUCAUGAUGUUGACAGAACCAAUACAGAUCCGAAACUUUUACCAUGUUUAAUAUUUUUAAAAGAAAAAAAAGGAGAUGACGUUGUUUUUCAACUAGCUUGUCAGUUUGGGAAACUGGUUUCAUCAUUUACAGUCGAAAGUUUGAUUCCAUUGAAACAUGUCUGUCCGUCUGAAUUGAAAGCUGUUGAUAUUGCUGAAUUGGAAAAUAUAACAUUGAUUGAAGCUUGUAAACUAUUUAUACGCGGAUCAGUGAGUGGUGCGACGUGUGAUUGUAAAUCUCAAUGUGCAACGAAACAUUGUCCUUGCAAAAAAGCUAAUGUUAAGUGUUCUACAAAAUGUCAUUCAAAACGAACUGGUGGUUGCAAAAAUAUAGAAUAA
This is a messenger RNA of Didymodactylos carnosus, 1305 nucleotides long. Lineage: Eukaryota; Metazoa; Rotifera; Eurotatoria; Philodinida; Philodinidae. The record is from the annotation of a GenBank genome assembly.